AUGAACUCAAAGAUGAACAGCAUGAUGCUGCUGCUGCGGGCAGUAAAGUGGGAAGUUGAGGCCGGUAGUAGGGUAAAGCAGGAGCAGAGAGAGUCAAACGAGGGUGCCGAGCUCAAGGGUGGACUAGAUGAGUUGGUUACACCAGGCAUGGGGGAGACGGGGGUACAGGCUCCAGGCAUGAGGGAGAGGGGGGUACAGGCAGAGGUGCGGGAUGAAGGGAGGCAUCGGGAUGAGUUGUCUGAGUCGGGAAGGCGUUUUCUGGAAGAGGUGGUGGAGGAGUAUAGUCGGGAGAUGGAACAGAUGGGGAAGCGGAAGAAGAUGGGGGAAAGGGAGGAGACGGAGGAGGUGGAGAGUACGAAGGGUGACGUGGAGAGGUUGAGGAAUGUGGUGGCAGAAAGGGCGGAAGUAGAGGAGGAAAGGGAAAUUUCCAUCAAUAGCCUGAGGAAGGAGGUGGAAGGUCUCAAGUGCGACAGCAGAUAUGGAAUGAAGUGCCUGGACGAGCUGAGGGCUGAGAUGAAGGCAGAAAUGGCUGUGCUGGUGGCGCAGAGGGAGAGGAUAUUUUUUGGCAAGUUGGAUGAGUUGAGGGUUGAGAUGGAAGAGGGAAGGGCGGAGGAGGUAGGGAGGAUGAGGGAGUUGAGAGAGGUGGAAAAUGAGAAGGCAGAGGUGGCAGAGAGGUUGAGUGAGAUGCAGCAUCGGGUGGAGGAGGGGAGGAUGGAGGCAAGCACCCGUGCGGCCAGUGCAUUGGAGGACCGGGAGAGGGUGGAUGGAUUGAGCGUUCGGCUGGAUGGAUGGAGCGUUCGGCUGGAGAACUUCCGGGAAGUUACCAUGAGGGUUGAGGGGGAAAUCCGAGCUCUGUGGGAGGCAUUUCACAGUGUUGGGCUGUGA
Molecule: messenger RNA, 885 nt
Organism: Closterium sp. NIES-65
Lineage: Eukaryota; Viridiplantae; Streptophyta; Zygnematophyceae; Desmidiales; Closteriaceae
Source: the annotation of a GenBank genome assembly